Messenger RNA from Biomphalaria glabrata, 2127 nucleotides. RefSeq lists its product as uncharacterized. Gene Ontology annotation, molecular function: RNA polymerase II transcription regulatory region sequence-specific DNA binding; protein dimerization activity; DNA-binding transcription factor activity, RNA polymerase II-specific. The record is from RefSeq and is a predicted model, not a curated record. Gene Ontology annotation, biological process: developmental process; regulation of transcription by RNA polymerase II. The transcript has 4 exons. Lineage: Eukaryota; Metazoa; Mollusca; Gastropoda; Planorbidae. Bases 190 to 894 code for a protein of 234 amino acids.
AAAGAAACAAAAGUUGGCAACAAGUCUUCAGGACUUUUGUCUUUAAAGCAGCCAAAACAUUCAACUCUUUAUGUUAACACUGGCUGGUUAUAACAAGAAUACAAAGUUCUGGACCUUCGUGAAAAUUAUCAAUUUAAAAAUCAAGCACAAUUGUGAAUACAUUGAAGUAUACAGUUUGUCACAUUGAACAUGAAUGGAGCUUCUCACCACGCUGUCAGGAGAUGUCAUAAACCCCAAAACAACGCAGCCAGAGAGAGGUCACGUGUGAAAACAUUGAGGUCAGCCUUUCUUGACCUACAAAGGUCUCUCCCAGCUGUACCACCGAACACAAAACUAUCAAAGCUGGAUGUCUUGGUGUUGGCCACUACUUACAUCUACCACUUGACCAAAACUCUGGAGAGACAGGAUCACCAGAGUCUGACCAGUCCGGGAGUGAGCGGCUCCAACCUUACCUGGAAGCUGGACCACAGCUUGAAAUCUCACGUCCGUCAGCACAGCGCUCCUCUCGUUUACCGCCCUCAAGCCCAGAAUGCGUCUCGACACUGUAGACAUCACGCUCGAGGAUACCAUGUUCACGUGACUGGGCGCGUGCUGGAAAGAGAUGCGACAGAAGACCAUGUGAUAUUGUCUCGUCCUGUGGGUGUCAGCUGUGGUUCACAAACUGCAGGUCAACAUAUGUCUGGUCAGCAACUGAGUGGACACAUCGUGGAUGCGAAGAAAGAUGCGAGAGAAACUUCAGUAACAGGAGACAAUGUUGGACAUUUGAGUGCAUCAACGACACACCGGACACUUGGAGUGUUACGUCCUGUGAAGAAGUGGCCAAUGAGAUCAAGACUUUAUGACAGCAUUCUGGGAUGUACGACAAAAGGGACAUUACUUUCACAUUACAAGUGACUUUCAUACUUAAGUUGUUUUUUUUUAAUUAAAAAAAUUCUUGAGUAAAAAAAUACAUUUGAGGGGAAGAAGCGACAAGAAUUUGUCACUAGUAAGACAACCACUAACAGACAUUUUAAAGCUUGAAAAUGUAAACAUCUUUUUUUUUUAUUAUUAAUAUGUGAGUGUUCAGAAAUUAAUACAUGAUUUUUCAUUAAUAACAUAUUUUACAUACUACCACUCUUAUAAGUACUAACAUAGCCCCCCCCCCUCCUGUUCUGGGGCAACAACAGAUUUCCCUGUUCUGAGGCAACUGCACAUUUCCACAGUCCCCUGUUCUGAGCAACAAAUUUCCAUAGUCCCCUGUUCUGAGCAACAGAUUUCCAUAGUCCCCUGUUCUGAGCAACACAUGUCCACAGUCCCCUGUACUGAGCAACAGAUUUCCAUAGUCCCCUGAUCUGAAGCAACAAAUUUCCAUAGUCCCCUGAUCUGAAGCAACAAAUUUCCAUAGUCCCCUGUUCAGGCAACAAAUUUCCCAAGUCCCCUGAUCUGAGGCACAAAACUCUGGUGAUUUUGAUAUUUAAUUAUUAAUAUUGCAAGAAUGAUAAUGAAGUCUUUGUCUUUGAAAUCUGAUGUUUAAGGAAUACUUGUAUUUUCAUAUGGCUAAAUAUUUGUAUUAGACUGAAAUCUCAUUCACCUUUACCAGCUAACAAAUUGUGUUCAUAGAAAUGACCAAAGUAAACAGAAAUGUGUUGGAAUUUUUUAAAAAAUAAUUCCUCUAUAUAGCUUACAAAUUCAUUGACAAAACCUGGGUGGAAAAACGUGGACACGUUCUAAAAAAAAUGGCUCUAAAAUAUUCUUUGGGAAAACAAUUGCCAACUAUUUUGCCCCAUUUGGAAAACUAGUUUGAAUAUUAUCAAAUUAUCAAAGAAAAUAAUUUAAGUUUUAAGAGGAAUAGACUAGACUACUUUUUCUGGUAUUUCAGCAUGUAGGCUCUAUUCAUUAAAAUACUUUAAUAAAGAUCAGGAACAUUUUGAGCAACAUCUUCUAAGUCUAGAUAUUCAGGUCUAAUAUUAUCUGACUCUGAGUAGAUUUAUACAUUCACUUAAACAGAAUUUUUUUCAUGGGGAUAAAAUUGGGGUGGUGUAAAAAAUGUUCCAUUUUUUGUUUAUUAAGAAUAAAAUAUUUGAUAUUAUGAAAGUCAAAGAUUUUACAGAGGAUGAAUUAUCUUUAAACUUUUUUUUUAAAUUUUGC